This is a messenger RNA of Olea europaea var. sylvestris, 605 nucleotides long. RefSeq lists its product as uncharacterized. The transcript is spliced from 2 exons. The record is from RefSeq and is a predicted model, not a curated record. NCBI's taxonomy places the organism in Eukaryota, Viridiplantae, Streptophyta, Magnoliopsida, Lamiales, Oleaceae. Bases 48 to 482 code for a protein of 144 amino acids.
UAAUGGCUUUAUGAUUUUUUUUUUCAGGCUCUGAAUCCGGGACAACAAUGUCUGAAAUAGUCAGGUCUAAAUUCAGGUUGUUUGAUGCAUUGAAAAACCUAAAGAAUUCUUCCAAGGUCCAUGAUAAUGAUGGUUCUAUGCCUAUUGGAGAGAACCCAGGGGAGGACCUAGUCUCAUUGAAUAAAAGAAAAGAAGUUGAAGUUAAUGGUGACACAGGAAAUAACACUUUUGCAUUACUUAAUCCUACAUUGGAACAACCAUCUAUUGUUCAAGGAGCACAUCUCCCUCUCCAUGAAUUCAAAAAACCUAGACCUGGACCUUUAUUAGAGGCAACAGGUCCUCAAAUUGUUUUUGUACCAAGUUCAACAUCUGGGAAAAAGAAGAGUCGUAAAAACAAGAAGGCCAAGAAGAAAAAUCUAGUUGAUUCUCAGUUGGCUAUUGUUGCAACGCCGACUCCUGCUUUUUCAGUGGCCAAUGAGUAGUUCAAUCUGCUGUACUUCUCCUAGGUAAUACAGCUGACAUUAUUUUGGUGGUUGGUUUUAUGCAAAUAAUCAAUGCAACUGUGCCUAUUUUAUUACUACUCACUACUAGUGCCUCUAGUUUCA